This is a messenger RNA of Rotaria sordida, 1711 nucleotides long. The record is from the annotation of a GenBank genome assembly. NCBI's taxonomy places the organism in Eukaryota, Metazoa, Rotifera, Eurotatoria, Philodinida, Philodinidae.
UAGAAAUCGAACGUCAAAUAAUAUUACUGAACAAAUUGUAUAUAAAUGUUGUGAAUUAGAGUGCGAAGCGAUUUAUAUGCAUUUGUGGAAUAUCAUUAAACGUUGGUUAUAAAAGAGAAGAAGCAAUUAAAUACUACGGUAACACUUAGUUAACUUGGACAUUUGUUACUUUACUCAAAGGCAUUCUUUAAAUAGAUCUAGUUUGAAAUUUCUCAUUGAGAAGUUUUUUUUAUAGUAAUAGAAUAGUCUUUCGUAAAGUGUCCCAUGAGAGUUGAUUGAAUUGCAAUCUGAAUUGGACGAUUAGUUGGUAUAGGAGAUGUAAACAUAGUAGCGACUAGCCGUGAGUGGCACCUCAGAGGGCUGCCGACGAUCGACUAGUCGCUGGCUUGUAUAAUUUAUUUAAGGCACGCAUUUUUUUUACAAUAUCCAAUCCUUGUUCAUUUAACUAUUUCUACUUUCCUGCUUUUGUAACUAAUAGUGAAAGCAUUAAGAGUGUGAUAUGCAGAAAUUUCGAUAUGACGCGGAACAUUUAGAAAUAUCUUGAAAUUGAAGUUAUAGCCGAUAGUUAACGACGGAAACUUCUCGUUAGCAUUCUUAUCAAGAAUUAUUUUGCUAUAAAUCAAAUAGUUUUCUGCGAGAUAUGUGUCAACGUCUCUUAUUUACAGGUAAAUCAUUUGUUUGUAGAUGUAUCGAAACCAAUCUAUGGGCAGGAAGCUAACGACUAGCAGGUAGUAAUCUAUUGCUCGUGAGAUAUUUCACAGAUAUGAGUGUAAAAUUAAUCAAUCGAGGGGCAGCAGUCCUACAUUUUUCUGAUCUUUUGAACAUGCAUGAUGAACAAUGAAUGUUACAGUUUCAACAAUAAAUAUUAUUUUGAAAAAAUAAAGAAUAAGUUAGAAUCAAAUGUUAUUGUAGCAUCAGUAGCAUCGCAUACAUCGGCGAAUUAUUUGACAAUAAUUCCCAAGAUGAAUAGAAAGAGUUCAGUCGAGGGUCAAGCGAGUCGUAACGACGAGCGUUAUCUUGUUGUUGGUGUUAUUGUUUAUUCGAGUGCAUAUAACAAAACUAAAAAUCGUGGUUUUGCUUUGUUGAAUAUGAAAGUCAUCGAUCAGUUGCUAUGACAAGAAGGAAAUUAUUACCAGAAAAAAUUUAAUUAUGGAAACAUUAAAUUGCUAUAGAUUGAGCUGAAUCUGAAGCGGAAGUGGAUGAAGAUAUUACGGCAGCUGUUCGAAUACUUUAUGCUAGAAAUUUAAUGAUGAAUACAACUGAAGAACAAAUAAAAGAAAUUUUGGAAUGUUUUAAGCCAAAUUCAGUUGAACGUGUCACGAAAUUAAAAGAUUAUGCAUUUGUUCAUUUCAAAGAACGUGAUGAUGCUUCACAUGCUAUGAAUCUUAUGAAUGAUCGAGAAACUGAUGAUCCGAUUGCUGAAGUUACAUUAGCAAAAUCGGUUGAUAAAAAUCAAUACUUUAGAUUUACACGUGAUGUUAGUCCCAGGACUAUUGCUGCGAAUUCACUAUUUGUUUUACCAACAAGUGCUGUUGGUCCAAGAACAACUGCAUUUGAUUUCACAUCUCAUUUAACAGCUAUUUCAUAUUUAAUAAUUCCACCUACAUCAUUAACUACAAAUCCAACACCAAUAUCUACAAUACUUGCAUCAAGAUUCGGUAAAAACAAAGAAAAGAAUAGAUUGAAUGGAUUUGAUCCUGAAGAAGGAUAA